AUGUCGCCACGAGACAAUCAAAACGAUACCACACAGCCACCGAAAAGUGAGAAUGUAGAUUCAUAUCAGUCGAAGCAUAAUCAUGGCUGGCGCCAUCUCGUGCGGAAUUUCACACCUGCUUGGUUCUCGGUGAAUAUGGGCACCGGGAUCGUUUCUACUCUGCUCAACACUUUACCUUAUAAUGGCAGAUGGCUAUACUGGAUAUCAGUGGUGAUAUUCUGUUUGAAUGUGCUGCUUUUCAUCAUCUUCCUCGCCAUCACCAUCUUGCGAUAUAUCCUCUACCCAAAGGCCUUCUACCUCAUGGUGACCCAUCCCUCGCAGUCGCUUUUCGUCGGAACGCUUCCUAUGGGCUUCGCCACAAUCAUCAAUAUGGUUUGCUAUGUCUGCGUGCCAGCCUGGGGAAACUGGGCCGCUUACUUUGCCUUGGGUCUGUGGAUUGUAGAUGCUGUUCUAGCUGUUAUGACAUGUUUCGGGAUACCGUUUAUUGUGUAUGGAGUACAUAUAUCUCCUGAUGAAGAUACCAGGACUAACUCGUUUUCUAGGAUGACUCGAACGGCGCACACUGAAAUACAGGAAAUGGGCGCUGCUUGGCUGCUUCCCAUUGUAUCUUGUGUCGUUGCGGCGGCAUCAGGAGCUAUUGUGGCUGAUGUACUCCCGAAUCCCCAGCAUGCUCUGGGGACUAUCAUUGCAAGCUAUUUUCUAUGGGGCAUUGGAGUGCCUCUGGCAAUGAUGGUCAUUGUGAUUUAUUUGUUGCGUCUUAUGCUGUACAAACUACCACCUAGAGCAGUGAUUGUUAGCACGUUCUUGCCUCUUGGUCCUCUUGGUCAAGGCGGAUUUGGAAUUCAAAAGUUAGGGUUGGCUGCACAAAAGGUCUUUCCGCUUACAGGGACGUUGAGACCCGGAACAGGCGAUAUAUUCUACGACAUCGGCUUCAUGAUGGGUCUUCUUAUGUGGUCAUUUGGUUGUCUGUGGCUGUUCUUUGCAAUGGCUGCCAUUAUUCGCUCGAGGAAAAUUCCAUUCAACCUCGGGUGGUGGGCAUUCACCUUCCCGCUCGGCGUGUUUACGACCUGCACUAUCCAGCUGGGUAAAGAAAUGCCCUCCAGGUUCUUCAAGGUUUUGGGCACAAUACUAGCCGUUUGCGUUUUAUUAAAAUGGAUCGUGGUGUCGCUCUUCACGCUGAAGGGGGCUUUCAAUCGCAGUCUAUUUGUGGCACCCUGUCUGGCUGACUUCCAGGAGUAUGAGCCUCUGAAGUUCCAGAAAGAGAAGCAUGGAGCAAAUGAAUAA
Molecule: messenger RNA, 1284 nt
Organism: Penicillium vulpinum
Lineage: Eukaryota; Fungi; Ascomycota; Eurotiomycetes; Eurotiales; Aspergillaceae
Product: TDT family transporter
Exons: 4
Coding region: 1-1284 (427 amino acids)
Biological process (GO): transmembrane transport; sulfite transmembrane transport
Cellular component (GO): plasma membrane
Molecular function (GO): sulfite transmembrane transporter activity
Source: RefSeq, a predicted model, not a curated record